Molecule: messenger RNA, 4630 nt
Organism: Bombyx mandarina (wild silkworm)
Lineage: Eukaryota; Metazoa; Arthropoda; Insecta; Lepidoptera; Bombycidae
Product: organic cation transporter protein
Biological process (GO): transmembrane transport
Cellular component (GO): membrane
Molecular function (GO): transmembrane transporter activity
Source: RefSeq, a predicted model, not a curated record
UCUGAAGCUGAGUUGAUUACCAGACAACUGUUACCCGAUUUACAGGUAUGCUGUAUAAUAACCUACAACGGAGAUAAGAGGUUAGGUUUUUUCGCGCGAUUGCGGCAAACGACACUCAACCGAAGCAUUGUCGGCGCCACGCCACGCCACACCAUACCAACCAUUCGCUCGUCCGCCGCCGGCUCGCACGCCUGGCGCCUGCACACGCCACCGCGUGUUUCCGACUACUAAUUUUAACUUACCGUCAAUGGUGUUUGUGAGCCUAGCAGAAUUCCUGAAACACAAAGAAGAGUACCUUAACACCACACACCAUGGACAAGGAUCGCGCUUUAGAAGAAAUGAUGGGAAAGCUCGGUGAUUUCGGGCGGUACCAAUGUUUUCAAUUUAUUCUGCAUAUCCUUGCUGCUAUGACGGCUGGUAUGCAUAUGCUGUCUUUAGUGACAGUGGCCGCAGUACCGGAUCACAGAUGCUUCCUACACGGAAUUGACAGCUACAAUGCCACAAAUUCAUGGAACUCUUCUUUGGUAAUGGCAGCUAUUCCAGUGAAUGAAAAUGACAAAUUUGAUUCGUGCAGAAUGUACACAAGGAACCACACAUCUACGGCGGAAUGUGAAUCUUGGGUUUACAACACGCAGUACUUUUCUUCUUCUAGGGGUAUUGAAUGGAAUUUUGUAUGCAAUCAGCGUUGGAUGGGCGCUAUCGCUCAAACCGUUUACAUGUUUGGCGUUGUGGGUGGCUCUCUCAUAUUUGGUCGAGUAUCUGAUAAAUAUGGAAGGAAAACUGCCUUUGUAUGGUCUGGAGUUAUGCAAUUGCUGCUCGGAGUUUUGGUUGCAUUAACAAAUGAAUACUACUCUUUCUUAGUUGUCAGAUUUAUAUAUGGAAUAUUUGGAUCGGGAGCAUAUAUUACUGGAUUCGUAUUAACGAUGGAACUCGUCGGACCAAGCAAACGAACAAUUUGCGGGGUUACAUUUCAAGUAAUGUUCGCAAUCGGGAUUAUGUUAGUUCCUGCUUGGGGAUAUUUAAUUGAUAAUAGAUUUUACUUGCAAAUACUGUAUGGUCUGCACGCAGCUCUGUUACUUCCGCACUGGUUUAUAAUGGACGAGUCCCCAAGGUGGCUUUGGUCACAAGGCCGUGCUCGAGAAUCGGUCGCAAUAAUUGAAAAAGCGUUGAAGAUGAACGGUAUAACCGAGAACAUAGAUACGUCUUCUUUAAUUUCACAAUGUAAAGCGACAAAUGCAAAAUAUUCAGAUGAACAAUCUGCGGGCACGAAUGAUCUUUUCAAGACUCCAAGAAUGUUGAAGAAAACUCUUAUAAUUUGCGGAUGCUGGUUCACAAACUCCGUUGUCUAUUAUGGGAUUUCAUUGAACGCUGGAAAAUUAAAUGGAAACCCAUAUUUUCUUAUGUUCUUAAUGGGUAUCGUAGAGUUACCUAGCUAUGUAAUUAUAACUUACUUCUUGGACCGGGUUGGACACAGAGCUCUUAUUAGUACAAUGAUGUUGCUAGGUGGAAUAGCAUGUUUGGUUAUAUUCUUUCUUCCUCAUGGAUCUAUAACUACCACUGGAAUGGUGAUGGUAGGAAAGCUUUUCAUUUCAGGUUCAUUCUCUAUUAUUUACAAGUAUUCUGCAGAAUUAUUCCCGACCGUUGUUCGUAGUUCUGGAGUUGGUCUGGGCAGUAUGUGCGCCAGUGUGUCCGGAGCUUUAACCCCCCUGAUAAAUUUAUUAGAUACCCUAAAUCCCAAGAUUCCGACUAUUUUAUUCGGAUUUUUGGCUUUAUUCUCUGGGUUCUCUACUUUCUUCUUACCGGAAACCAUUGGCCGCCACUUACCCCAAUCUCUGGAAGAUGGAGAAAAAUUCGGAAUCGGCGACAAUUGUUUCACCAACUGCAGUGGUCAGCCACUGACUGAUAGUAUUCCCGAUAUUCCUGAGACCAUGGUUCCUCUAGAUGAAACCAAGAAAACAAAGGAAUAAUUGAACUAGGAACGUGUAACAUACAUAAUGUAUAAUUUUAAAGUAAAAUUUCAGCUAAUAAGCAUAAAGUUUCCGCAAUGUUUUUAAAGAAAAUUGAUACGAACACUAAAAAUGGAAAAUGUGCCAAAAUAUAUUUACUACCAACUUUUUAAAACAAAUUAGAUUACAAAAACGUAUAGUGGGCACCCAACGCAAAUUUAUUUAUCUACAACAAAAAUAAAAAGCAACUAUAUAUAUUAUAUAUUAUUAUUAAAUUAGGCAGAGAUUACUUGAAGAACUUUUAGAUAUUUAUCAAGCUUAAGGUUGUCUAGUCAACAAUACAAAUAAGCAAGAUCGGUGCUCUAGAACAUUUGCAUGAAGACUGGCUGAUAUAAUAAUAUAUCAUAUUCAUAUGACGAAAAAGCAGGUUCUAUAUGUGCAUCAUUAGAUGUAAUAAAUUCAAAAGAGACUUAAGCCAUUCUAAUCAUUGUCGUAGUUUUAAUAAAAUAGUCUUAAGCAUAGGAAUUAAUUAGUCUUUACAUUUAUUGUGUAGAGAUAAAAUUGCCUUUCAGAGACUUUGAGGUGUUCAUUUUUUAGUGAAAUGUAUAUUGCUUUAAAAUUAUACUCUUUUAAAUAGGAAUGUAGAAAACUAUAGAUUACCUACUAUUGUUAAUGUAUUGUUGAAAUUAAAUUAUCUUAAUUAAAAUAUAUGUAGAAGUAAACGAAAAUAAGUUCGACUGUAAUAUGAAUAUGUGUCCAGCAAUCGAAUUCGAUAAUUUGGUAGAUAUGUCUUAAACAUAAACCAGUAGUAGCUGUUGAUAUUUCGUUAUAUUCGAUUUGAUAAAAUACGGCAGCAUUAAUCAUAUAUUUCAUUCGAUAUUCACUCACAUACCGACCGAAUCGGGUCUGAAAAAAGUCGGAGACUAGUGCUGCUUUCGCUAAAGGUAAAGUAAAAAUAAUCACAACUAAAUUAAUGGCUUUAUUUAUCUCAGAGUACGUAAAGUAGCCUCAUAAUAAUGGGCUUUUCGCCAGAUUGACGGAUUCACAUUAAAUAAAUCAAUUAAAACAACUAUAGUCUCUUUGAUAAAUGAUGUUAUGGACACAACCUUAACACUUUUAUAUGUAGUGUUCUACUAUAUAAUAUGUAAUAGUUUUUAGUUAAAUUUAAUUUUUUGUACAAUGACAGCAACACCGAAACAAUACUCAAAUAAGUUCCUCAAUGCAAAGAACAUUUUUAACAAUAUUUAUUCUGUUCAAAUUAUGAAAAAAGGUGAAGUGCAUAUUUCUAAAUUUCAGAAUUUAUUUUUUAACCUAAGCAUUUUAAUGAUUUUUAAUUGUGUGCGAUGUAGAUUGUUGCUUGAAUCGCACAGGCUUGACCGUACUUUUUCUAAGAAAAUUCUUACUUAGUCCGUGUUCAUGAAACAUCCAAAAAAAAUUGAUUUGUGUUAAUACUUGUAGUAGGAUGUACUGUAAGCCUGCGCGUCUAUGAACCACACCCUGUUGGUUCGGCCGCCAAGAAUUGCAGUGGCUAAUUAGUCAUAAGAAACAAUUGAGGCUUCGACGCCAUUACUCAAGACGAGUAUUGGCAUUCCCGUUGGAAUGUAUGUAUAUCAGUUACUAUAAUCACUUAACACUAGUUGGGCCAUGAAUUCGUGCACCAGUCUUAUACAUCUAAAAGUAAAUAAUAACAAUACAAUGAUUUCGAAAUCGUAAGUUGCCAAAGCCCCGCGACAUUCGUGGAAUAGUUUACAGAAAUGACAUUAUCCAAUUUUUAAACUUACUUAAUUAUUAGUUGGUAGGUAAUUCUAUUUACAUUAGAUAAGUAACCGUAGUUAAUGUAGCUAAACGAAAAAGGUAAAACAUAUUUUUAUUCAAUAACUUAGAGCGAAAUCAUUUUCAAUAGUAUAUUCAAAAUGCCACUAAUUAAAAUUUAAAAUAUUUAAACCUUUUAACAUGAAAAUAAUUUUGUAGUAGGCAGCGGUUCGGCUGUAUUGCUGAUACCCAUGAGCAACGGUGACCUCUUGCCAUCAUGUAGGCGGUAUGACUAUCUGCCUACCAAAGCAUUAAAAAACAUGGAAACGAUUGGUAUAGUAAUUGUACAUCGUGCUGGAUAGCGGGUGCUUACCACGUUUACGUAUACAAAAAAAUUUCAUUAUACUAUGUACUUAGUACAAAUAUUCACUUUUCAACUUUUUGAAACGUAAAGUAAGUAUGAACAAGAAACCGAUUGCCAUACUGAAAUAAAGAAGAAGACGACGGGCUGUUAACAGCAGAGAAUUCAAUAAUGAGUUAAUUUAGUUAAAUAAAUAUAAAUAUUAUUAUUGUUAUGACAAUAAAGCUUAAAAUAUAUAUUUAAAUAAACGCCAACUAUCAUUAAUGACAAGGUAUUUUAUACAACCAUCCUUUGACAAAAAAAAAAUUGUACGUACAAUGCUAAAGGUGCUAUAUUUCUUGUACAUUCAAUAUAAACAAAUGUUAGGCAUACUCGUAGUACGAGGAAUAUGAGCGCAUGACGUUCACUUUAAAUUAAGCAUUAGCUUUACUAAAAGACAAUAUUAAGACGAGGCAUUUACCUUUAGAAUGUAAGCGUUUUGGUGCUAUAAAUUUUUUGAAACCGUAUAACUAUACUGUAUCUCGUAAGUGUUAAUUUUACUUAAUACAGUUAAUAAAUAUCUUAAAAUGUU